AUGUUUGAUGGAUCAACCAAUGCCGGACAUGCUGGUAACUGCCAGUGGGGAUUGGAUAUUGGGAUCCAUCAAGACAACUGGUCUCCAUAUAUUCAUUUUAGAUUUGGAGACGAAGAUCACACUUGUGAUGAUGACGAGGAGCUCAAGACAGGGCAACGGUUUGAAACGGAUCCGUAUACAAUUAGGUGGAAGCAGGAGGAAAAGCAACAGAAGGAAGAAGAGGCAAAGAAAUACCUUGGACAACCUCAAAUAAAACCAAGACGAAUAUUAAAAAUUUAA
Molecule: messenger RNA, 279 nt
Organism: Marasmius oreades (fairy-ring Marasmius)
Lineage: Eukaryota; Fungi; Basidiomycota; Agaricomycetes; Agaricales; Marasmiaceae
Exons: 2
Coding region: 1-279 (92 amino acids)
Source: RefSeq, a predicted model, not a curated record